Molecule: messenger RNA, 14120 nt
Organism: Caenorhabditis angaria
Lineage: Eukaryota; Metazoa; Nematoda; Chromadorea; Rhabditida; Rhabditidae
Source: the annotation of a GenBank genome assembly
AUGAAUAUAUUAUUACUUUUAUCACUUUUUGCUGUCAGUGCAACAACAUUGGAUGCUUUGAAAUAUAACGGCGAAGAAGUAAGUGUAAGCCAACAAAAAAUCGAAAUUCACUAUUUCCUAUCAGGCGUUCGUUCAAAAUGGACGAUUAUUUUACAAGUUGAGCGAAAAGUCUCCAGUGGUUGAAGUUGAUCCAACCCAACCAGAUUAUUUCGAACAAGGAGUUUCAGAGUUAUUCAAUCCGUAUCACGAGGGUUAUUGGUGGUUUGGUAAUGCAAACUAUCUUGCUUAUAUAUCUGUCGAUACACGACUAGUGAAAACAGUUUCCUGGAAUCGGUAAUAUUUUUUUCGAAAUUUUUGGAUUCAAAGUGAUGAUAAACAAUUUUAUCGGUUCUGUUUCACAAAAUGAUCAUAUUUUGUUGCAUUUCCAAUAUCUUUUUUUCUCCAGAUACGGAAAUCGAAAGCCUUAUCCUGAGAUCGUUGAACAACGCUAUUUCAAAACACUCGAUAAUUUUCCACCAUUCCAAGUUUCUGUCUGGAAUACCAAGACAAAAUCAGUGAAACACAUCGACUUCGAUCACACUCGAUACAAAAAGUAAGUGUUACUCAAUAGAAGUUUUUAAAAAAAAAUUUUAGUGGCACAAAUUAUUUUAUAUAUGACAUAAGCCAAAUCACUGUUAACGAUAAAAGCAAACUUCUGAUUGUAUACACCAAUUAUUAUUGGAACGAAAUUAUCGUGGUAACAUGUGAAUGUGAAACAGCAAAGUGUCAGAUACAUUUGGAUUAUGAAUACGCAGAAAAACAGUUUAUAAGUUUAAGCGCAACUUUUUCACUAAUAUGGGAAAAUCGACUUUAUCUAUUGUUGCCACUUUAUUUCAAAAAAGAGAACAAUUCUUAUCAACAAAUUGCUAGCAUUUCGUUAAAUGAGGUUUGUUCCAGAAAAAAUUCAACGAUCAAUGCAGUUUUCAGACUAAUUUUGAACCGAAAUUUGAGAUGAUGAAACCCUAUGAUGUUGAACGGAUCAGUAUGUUUGCUCCAAAUAUAAUGUGAGUAUGCAACAAUUUCAAAAUUAACUCAAAUGUUCAAAAUUUCAGUGAUAUUGAAGCUUUCUCAAGAAAUCCAUAUAUCAGAAAUAAAUUGAGUUUGAAAAUAGAGCCGCACGAGUUAUCGGAAUGUGAUGAUUAUUGUAGGGAAAUAAGUUCGCAUGAAUUUGUACGCAAUGGAAAAGUCGCACUUGAAAAUGAUUUUGAAGGUCUAUACAAAUUGAUUUUACCUCAUCACAAUUCAAGCCACCGAGUUCCACUCUAUGUUUCUGUUUAUGGCGGACCAGAAUCUGUAAUUGAAGAUGGUGUCGAAUAUAAUAAAUUUGCCAAACUAUUCAUCGACGGAAGAGGAUCGGGAAGACGUGGAUGGAAAUAUCGAUCAGCAAGUUAUGGUAAACUUGGAAUAGUUGAUGCUCAAGAUCAAUUAACAGUUAUUCAACACGUUUUGAACAAAUAUUCAGAUAUAUUAGAUAAGAAUCGAGUGUUAGUGGCCGGUUGGUCAUAUGGAGGAUUCAUGGCACUUGCCGUCGCAGAAUUAGCUCCAAAGGGUUUCUUCAAAUGCGCGAUUGCUGGUGCACCCGUCACCAAUUUUCUUUAUCAUAGUUAGUAAUAUCAUUUAAAUUUUUAAUUUUUGAAAACUCUCAAUUUUUCCCAGGUAACAUAUAUACUCGUCGUUACAUGGGAAAUGCAACAGCAAGUGAAUAUGUGGAUUUGACUGAUAAUUUGGAGAAUUUUAGAACAACACGAUUGUUACUUCUUCACGGAAUGGCUGAUGAUAAUGUACAUUUUCAAAAUAGCGCAAUUCUCAUUGAAAAACUUCACAAAGCUGAAAUCGAUUUCGAUCUAAUGGUGUAUCCCAAUUCAAAACAUGACGUGGUUCACCAAUUGAAAAGUGAUAAAUUCCACAAUGACUGUUUUAAAUUGUGAAUUUUUUUUUCAUUGUUAUGGGAUUAUUAACAUUCUACAUAUUAUGAAAGUACCUUUUUUUAUUAAUGUAACAUAAAAAGAUUUUUCAGAAUGCAACAACUUUUUUGUUGUAAUUUUCCAAAUACGGUAUGAAUUUCUCAAAUUACAUAACUUCACAAAAUAUAAACAUUUUUGUGCUGGAAAUAAAACAUAAACAAUUCAUUCUGUACAGUUUUGAACGUUCAGGAUGAAUUUUAUUUAUUUUAGCUUCUUGAUUUUGAAAAUUCUAUGCGAAGAUGAGACGAAUCGGUGAGUUUGAGCUUGUUUUUUUUAUUAUUUGAAUUCGAACAAAUUUUGUAGAACUGACAUAUCAAUUCACAACGGUGCAAUAACAUUCCAAGUGCAAGAAGAUAAAAACAUAACAUUCUCUACGUUUGGAAAAGGAAGUGUUUUUAUAAAUGAUGCAGAUUUAAAACAACUACCGUCACAAGAAAACUACACAAUAACAAUAUCCAGUUAUUCUACUGCAGCAGAUGAAUUGAUUUAUUUAAAGAAGCAACUCUUGAAAUUAAAAAGUCAGGCGGAAUCAGUGAUAGACACAGCAAAUGAGAUUGAUGUAUGUUAAAAUAGGAAAAUGUUUUUUUUUUGGGAAAAAAAUGUUUUUCAGCAAUAUUCAAUAAAAAAAAAGAUUAGAGAAGUGAAGAAAUAUAAUCUGAGUGAUUUAGAUAGUGAGGGAAGAGAGUUGCAAACGUUGAAAAAUAAAAUCAGGUGGGGAAGGUUUACAAAGUUCUGACUUUGAACAAUUUUCAGUGAAAUCGGAAAAACAAUAAUUCAAAAUCCAUGCACAGAAAAAAAUGUGUGUUUGAAUGGUGGAACUUGUAUCCCCAAAAUUGGUGACCAAUAUCAAUGUCUUUGUUCGAAAUAUUACACGGUAAGUAAUAAAUUCCCUAUUUCCAGAAAAAAAUUAUUCAGGGUAAAAAUUGUGGAGAUGAUAUUGAUGAAUGUUUAUUUAUCAAUGGAACUGAUUUGGAAUGUAAAAAUGGUGGAAGUUGUAUAAACACAAAGAAUGGAUAUAAAUGUGAAUGUAAAAAAGGAUUUCACGGACCUUUUUGUCAAUUCGAACAAUCGGUUUGUUCACAAUCUACUAAAUUAUGUGGACCUCAUGGGCAUUGUAUUUCAACAAAUCCUUAUAGUUGUAAAUGUGAUCCUGGAUUUCAAGUGAUUGAUGAGAAAACUAAUCCGACAUGUGUUGAUAUUGAUGAAUGUGAGAAUAAUCCUUGUGGGACUGGAGUUCAAUGUUUGAAUCUUGAUGGUUCUUUUCAGUGUAAUGGUUGUCCGAAAGGCUACAAGAGUGAGUAAAUUUUGAUUCAAGUCGAAAAAAAAAAUAGAAAAUUUUUUUUUCCUAUUUUUUGAUAUUUUGUUCUACACAAAAAUGAAAAAAACAAAAAUUUUGACUAUUUUAUUGUACGCAAAUAUACGAAUGCGCGUCAAAUAAAAUGUAUUGUGUGUGCACACAAAAAAGUUGGUGUAUAAGAGUUAUUUAUGUUUUUUUUCCAAAAAAUGCAAUAUUUCAAAUAAAAAUCCCUUGUUUUUCAAAUUCAAAUAAUUUUCAGUGAUCGGUGGCCGCUGCAAAGAUAUUGAUGAAUGCAAAGAAAAUCCAUAUCCUUGUGCAACUCACGCAAGCUGCACAAAUCUUGAAGGUUCCUACGAGUGUGGUGAAUGUCCUUUUGGGUACUCGGGAAAUGGUCAAAAGCGCUGCACAAAGAAUGAUCCUUGCUCUUGGAAUAACUGUCCUAUGGAAUCGAAAUGUGUGCCAAAUGAUCAUUUAUUGAAUUCUCAAUAUGAAUGUCUUUGUCCAGAAAAUCAGAUCUACGAUGAGACAUUGAGAGAAUGUUUACCUCAUCCAAUAUUUUGUGAUUAUGAUAAAUGUGUUAAUGGUGGAACCUGUUUGGUAAGUGAACAGUUUCUCGAACUGAAUUUCUAGAAAAAAAAUAAUUUCAGCCAACAAACGAUGGACAUAAAUGUAUUUGCAAGAAAGAUUUUAUUGGUGAUCGUUGUGAGAUGGUAAAUUACUUUUUUUACAAAAAAAAAUUUAAAAAACAUAUUUGUAUUAUUUCAGGGAUCUCCUUGUGUUUCAAAUCCUUGUAAAAACGGUGUUUGCAAAAUUCGAGAAGAUCACACACGUGUUUGCAUUUGUGAUGUUGGAUUUUAUGGGGAUAAAUGUGAAAUUUCUGAAAAAGAAAACGAAUCUCAUUUUACAGAUGAUUCCGGAUAUUCUGAAAUGAGUUUUAAAUAUUCGAAUCAAACAAAAGUUCAUAGAUCAUAUUUUGCCAAAGAUUCACAAGAUUAUUUGAUUCGUAUUACAUUUAUAGAAUUUGAGAUUAAAAAUGAUGGAAGUGAAAGUAAGAAAUGUGUGGAUUCUCCUUCAAAGUUAACUGUAAGUUUUAUUGAAACAUUUAUUCAAAAAAGUGUCUCAAAUUUGUUGUUCUAGUUUUAUAAUGGUCCUGACCAGCAUCAUCAAGUAUUUGCAAUAUUUUGCAGUGAUUUCGGUGGGCACUUUGUGAGUGAAAAUAUCUAGAAUCUAAAUAACUUUGCACUUUCAGGCCCCAAAAUUAAACCAACCAAUCACAAUUGCAAAUUCACAAGCAAUGUUGGAAUUUAGAGGAAAAUCUGGAUCUUAUAAAAUUAGUUAUGAGUUUGUGAAAAGAGGUAAUUAAUUCAUUUUGAGAUUGAAAAUAUAACAAGAAAAAAGUGAUGUUUCUAGAAUGCGGUUCAACUCGAACUCAACCAAGUGGAAAUCUAUUUGUCCCGGAAAACACUCAAAACAUCUCUUGCUUGUGGAUGAUUCGAGCACCACACGAUAAAAUAAUUGAAUUGACAGUUCCAAAUUUGAAAAUGCAUUCCGGAAACAAUUCAAUUUGUGAACAGAAUUGCUUGGAAAUAUAUGAUGGAUUUUAUCAAGAAAAAACAAUAGGAGAACAUUGCUCCAAUAUUGAACAAAGUUAUGUCUAUCGAUCAAGUGGUUCUUAUAUGACAAUUUUAUUCGACAGUGAGAUGUCGCCUUUCUCUGAGAAAUUGAGUAAGAUCAGUGGAUUUUCAUUAGUCUACAAGUUUAUUGAUUCGCCAAACUCAUGUGGAGAAACUUUCACCAGUGAUAAAAGUAUAACAUUUGGUGGUAUUAUCAAAUCUCCAAACUUUGACUAUGGAAACUAUCCACCAAAUAUCAAUUGUUAUUGGAGUAUCGAAUAUGAUGGAAAUCCGACCCAUGGAAUAAUGACAAGAUUUAAUGUUCUAUAUUAUGAUAUUCCUGAAGAAGAAUGUUUAUCAGAUCACUUUGCAUUUUCUGUGAAAAAUAGAAUGCCUCACACUGAUGAAUGUGAAACAAUCCAGACUAACAGUAGUGCGAUAUUUGGCAGUGAACCUACUAUACAUUUUGUUUCUGAUGAUUCUAAUCAACAUCGUGGUUUUGAAAUCAAAUUUGAGGUUAUAUGUUGGACAUUUUUGGAUGGAUAUCAUGGUGUAGUACAAAGUUGGAACUAUCCAGAUGGAGGAAAAGCAGGAAAAUGCACUUACCUAAUGUAUGCCGUUCCGAAAACAUAUAUUGCCAUUAAGUUAGUUUAUGGGCCCAUGCAGAAUAAUAUUUUGUAAUAAAAAACAUUAAAAAAAACAUAUUUUUCCUAUGCAGAAAAAAGUCGAAAAAAAAAUAUACAGUUCACUAUUUUUGAGUAGAGACAAUGUGAAAAUGAGAGAGUGCAGACAGUUUUUUUUUGUAUUUUUUGUGCGAAAAAUCAAUUUGUCUGUCUGCCUUCUCUCAAUUUCACAUUGUCUCUACUCAAAAAUAGUAAACUGUAUAUUUUGGUUUUUUCGACUUUUUUCUGUAUAGGAAAAAUAUGUUUUUUAUGUUUUUUAUUACAAAACACUAUUCUGCAUAGGCCCAUUAAUUUUUUGUUAAAAGUAGUUCCCAUGUCUCGUAAUUUUCAGAUUUAUCGAUAUUCGUUUUCCGGAAUUGUACAAGCACUGUAAUGAUUCAAAAAAUGAAAUAGACUAUGAACCAAUUAUUGAUUUUCGAGAUGAAGAUGACAUUCGUCAAUAUGAUAUUUGUGCAAAUGAUUUGGGUGAAAUUCUAAUUGGUAAAAGUAUAUCAUUCAAAUCUGGAAGAUUGACUAUCAUUGUUACCAGUGAUGGAAAUCCACUUUUUAAAGGAAUAUCAUUUGAAUAUGAUAUUAUUAAACAUGGUAAAUUGAUUAAAUGAAGAAAUGAUAUAAUAAUUAUCUUUUCUUACAGAUUGCAACCAUAUUUAUAUGGAUGAUUUGAGAAUUGUUAAUUCAUAUCUUACUUCAAAUUCAACGAUUAGUUAUUGUUUAUUUUCGAAUAAAAAGUCCGAAAGAAUCAAGCUUAGAUUUGAUUUAACCUAUAUGGAAUAUUCUGAAGGAAAAACAUGUGGUGGUGGUAGUAGAAUCGAAGUGUUCGAAUUUGAUACGUCAGUUGACAUUGAUGGUGAAUCACUUGGUGUUUUCUGUGACGGCAUGAAACCUCCAAAAUUAUUCGGAAAAAAGUCAAAAAUGAUGAUCAAACAUAUCAAUUUUGGAGAAAGUCUUGCUAAUAUAAAGUAAGAAAUUUUUAGAGAAUUUUUUAUUAACCAAAACUAACAUUUUCAGGUUUGAGAAGGUAUCGAAAAAAACAUCAUGUGACGAAACAUUUACCGAACCAUCAGGAGUGAUAUUUGCAAAAGGAUUCUUUAUCAAAUGCUUGUAUCACAUUUCUGUACCACCUGGAAAUCGAAUUAUUUUCAAAGUUGAAUCAAUGCAAAUAUCUCAAAAUGAGGAAUUAGUGGAAAUCUGGGAUGGCAUGGAACCCGGUGGAAUUCCUCUUCAUGAAUACACAGGCUUAACCGAUUAUAGCCCAUUGACUGUAUUCACAUCAUCUUCACAUAACGCAGUUAUUGAAUCACAAUUUAGAUUGCAUGAUUCAUUUUUCAAUAUUUCCUAUAAAAUACGACCAGGUUGUGGAAAAACUGUGAAUUCAAUAAGUGGUGCACUCGCAUCACCAUAUUAUCCUGGAUUUAGUACGCAUUUUACUGAUUGUGAAUGGAAAAUUGCGGUGGCACAGGGGAAUUUGAUUGAAAUCGAGUUGUCUCAACUUCAUUUGUCAGAGAGGGCUUGCGACGAAAAUUCGAAUCGAUUAGAGGUAAGUUUAUAGUUUUUCUAAAUCGUAGUUCAUUAUGGGCCUAUGCAGAAAAGGGUUGAGCCUAAAUGGCAAGGCUCCGCACGCUUUUUAUGUGUAGAUCAAAAAAUAAUGUAAGUCUGAAACUCACAAAAAGUUUAAAAAUUUCAAGAUUUUCAUACAAAUUCGGUUUUCAAAAAUCAUUUUGUUGUUAUCAAGUUACUACAAAAUCAAAAUUGUUGAGUUUCAGACACUAUUUUAGAAUAAUUCUAAAAAUUUGUGAUUUCUAAACUCGCAAAAAUUUUUGAUCUACAAGCUGUUGCCGAUAGGAAAACGCGUAUCCUUUUUACCCUUGUGAGAGACAAGGUAAAAUUGAGAGAGAGCAGACAGAUAAAUUGAUUUUUUGCAAAAAAAAUACAAAAACCUAAUUUGUCUGUCUGCACUCUCUCAAUAACACAUUGUCUCUACUCAAAAAUAAUAAACUAUACAAUUUGUUUUUUCGACGUUUUUCUGCAUACGAAAAAUAUGUUUUUUUUAUUACAAAAUAUUAUUUUCCAUAGGCCCAUUAUUUUUUCCACAGAUCUCCGAUAAACAUCACAAUGUUCUCGAGCGAUUCUGUGAAAUGCCAAUAAAUAAAACAAAAUUCGUUUUUGAAACUGAUGAAUUGAUUGUUCACUAUGUUGAAGAGGAGGGCUAUUAUUCAGCUGGGUUCAUGGUUUUGUGGACAACAAUUUGCAAAAAUAUCGAACUAACAGAAAUGUCUGGCUAUAUUCAAUCUCCCGGUUAUCCAAAUCGAAAUUAUCAAGGAGCAUCUUGUAGUUGGACCAUAAAAGCUCCAAUUGGCAAUAAAAUUGAUGUGAUUUUCCAUGAUUUUGAAAUUCAGCGAAAUGGUUUUGGAAAAUGUGAAGGUUAUGAAUUUCUGCAGGUCGGAAACUUGUUAGAACAUUUUUGUUUCAAAUAUUUUUAGAUCACUGAUGGGUCGGCGAACAGAACACAUUGUGGCACAGAAAAUCCACUUCGAUUCACAAGUCAUCACAAUAUUCUGCAAAUUGCUUAUUUUUCCACAGAUUCUUUCCCUAGUAAUCGUUUCUCAUUAAGUUGGAAAUUCGUUGGCUGUGUUGAUGAAUAUAAUUCUCCUAGAAUUAUUGAAAUAUCGAGUACAGAUAUUGAUAAUGCUUAUAACUAUUUCGAAUGUCAAUACCGAAUCAAAGCACCGGUUGGAAAACAAAUAAAAUUGAGAAUCAAUUCAUUCGAUAUGCGAGGAAAUCAUCAAUGUCAAUAUAAAAAUGAUGAAACUUUCAGAGGAAUCGCGGUUUUUAUGGGCAAAUCUAAUAUUUCUCACACACCUCAAAAUAUGGUUUGUGACAAUUCAAAGGAUGGGAAAGAAGUUAUAUCGGAGAUUAAUGAAAUGUUCAUUCGCAUUUCUUUGGAGAGAGCAAAUUUUAAAAGUGGAACUAAAACAUAUUUCAGUGCCAGUUUUGAUUUUAUUGAAUCCACAGAUGCUUGCAGUAAAGUCAUUGAUCGUAAGCCAGGUUAAAAUUUUCUUUGUUUUUGAAUCCAAGUUUUUUUCAGUGAGCCACAACAACACAUACAUUCUUAAUUCCUCGAAUUAUCCAGCUUGCAACUGGCUUUUCACAACUGAUGAAGGAAAUCAUUUUGCAGUCAACCUUGAGAAACAAAAUUUUGGAACACUGAAUAUUUUCAGAGGACGGUUAGGCUAAAUUAUUUUUUUUGAAUUUCGAAGAGAACUUUUUACAGAUCCGAAGAUGUUGAAAAUAAUUUCAUUGGAAAUGUAUCUCAAGCUUUUGAAAUUCAUGAAAACGAAACGCAGAUCAGGUAUUUUGGAGAUGAGGCAAUCCCCAAAGACCAGGCAAGCACUGAAAAAAAAACCUGCUGGAAAAAAAUAUUGAAUUAUUUUACAGAAUGCUUUUGAAAUGAGCUUGCAAAGUGUUUGUGGAACCAAUUAUUAUGCAAUUGAAGAAGAACAAGAAAUGAGUUUCAAAAUGGUUGGCGAUGGUCAAACUUCAUGUGUUUUUCAUAUUUUGAAUCGUGAAAAUGGUAAUUGAAGAAUUACAUAAAACUAAUUUGUAAGUUCAAUUUCUUCAGAUGGAUCAAAUGUGAAUUUUGCAUUUGAAAAAAUCGAUUUUCUAACAUCCACAGAACACUCGCGCUCGGUUGGAAAAAUUUCGAAAUAUCAAGAUUCAGGAGCGCUAUGGUUUGGAGCUUUGAUAUCAUUACCUACUAAACACUUUGAGUCAAACGGUAUCACCGUGGAAUUAUCAACUGAUGCUAUCAUCCGAGUUCAUUUCAAAUAUGGAAAAAAUAUGGGAGGUAAAAACAUAUAUAUAUAUAUUUUCCAUAACUACUUUUCAAUAAAAUUAGUUUAUAGAAUGCGGUGGUGUGAUAACUCGGAGAAAUAGUCAUAUAAAUCACAAGUUCAAUUAUGAAAAAGAGGAUUGUGAAUGGACAAUCAAAGCAACUCCAGGAAGUCAUGCAAUUUUUGAAAUAGAGUAAAUUCUGAAACCUUAUAUGUUUCAUUUUCAGUGAAUAUUUUUUAAUUUUCAGUGAAUACAUCUUACCAGAAUCUCCACGUUGUAAAGAAUCAUAUCUAGAAGUUCGAGAGACAAAUUCAUCUGGAAAAUUAUUGUCACGACAGUGUAAAUUCGGAAGUGAUGAAAAACAAUUCAUUAGUGAAGCAUUAUAUAUUCGCAUUAGAUAUCGACCACAAUCUGAAGCUGAUGUUGGAAAAAUUGUGGGAUCCUUUGAAAAGUAUCCAGGAGGACUGACGGAAUCUAGAGUUUUAGUUCCUGUGGAUUAUCCGUUAACCCGCCCGUUCAUUUUUAUGAUUGGAGAUCCAGCUGGAAAAGUGAGUGGAAGACAAGUAGAGAUCCUUGGUUUUGAGUAUGUGUAUUCAAUUUCAGAAUGGGAUCAAACUUCAUAUCAGUGACUUGUAUUUAUCCCCAGACUCAUGGAUAAAAUAUUCAGACUAUCCAUCAGCAAAUAUGAAGCAUCACAAUGUGGCAACAGAUGGUACGAUAUAUCUACCAUACCCAGAAACGGUGAUAUCAGCAAAGAUCAAGUUUGGCGAUGAUUUCAGAAUUACUUGGGAACCUUAUGAACUAUUUGAGGAUCUAAAGAUUUUAGAAAUGAGAUGGAGUAAUUGUGGAGAAACAAAUCUAGAAGCAACUUGGGAAUGGCAAAAUCUUGAGAGUCCUAAUUUAUCUGAUGAAAAUGUGAAUUGUUUGUGGAAUAUGAAAGUUCCAGAGCAUAUGAAGUUGGUCAUUCAAUUCACUGAAAGAAAUUUCACAAAUUGCACAACAGAUUUUAUCGAAUUUUAUUAUGAAAAAUUGUGAGUUUUGAGCUUCAUAAAAUAUUUGAAAAGAAGCACCCAAAAACUUCUCAGCUUUUAUUCCGAUACACCUUUCCAAGAGCAUAGUUUCAAUGGCUGCAAUAGUACUGUAGAGGAAAUAGAGCCCUAUGGAGAUGUUCUUAUCAAAUUCAGAAGAACGAAUAUUUCUUCAAAUUUCAAAUUGAAAUAUCGUAUUGGUUAGUUCUCAAAGAAAUUAUUGAAUGUUUGUAAAUCAAAAUUUUUAAGAAUGUGGAAAAUAUAUACGUAUUCCAACUGGUAAUUAUGUCGAGCACACCAUUAUAAACCCACCAAAUGUGCACGUAGACAAACGAUGCUUCUGGAUGAUACAAUUCUUGAGCUAUCGUCAUGCGCGAGUUGAAAUAACCGAAUUGAAUAUUGUGAAAAAUCAAACAUGCGAUAGAAGUAACUCUUUAAGAGUGGUGGUAAGUUUUUGAUUAUUUUUUUGAAAACAAAAAUUCAAUGCAGCCUCAUGAAGAAGGAGUUUUUUGUGGAAAACUGCAAGAUUAUGAUCCUGAAAAAUUGACAUUUAUUGCAAAACAUGGAAGGUUCUGGGUAGAAUUCAAUACUGAAAAAGAUCAACAGAAUAGUUUCAAAAUUGUGUUUGGGGAAUAUGUUGGUUAUUGUCCAUCUCAAAAUUAUCGAGUUGACGAAUAUCAUUCAACAUUUUUGAUUUAUUCACCAGAGUAUCCACAUGAUAUGCCAAUUUCUAUGGAAUGCGAGUAUCAUUUUGAAGCACCAAAUGGUCAUAAACUUAUGUUGUCUUUUGAAGAUUUCGAUUUGAAUUCAUAUAGUGAAAGGUGGGUUUAUUGCUUCAUUGUGAAAUUCAGAAAAUCAUGAUUUCUUUAGGAACGAAAACUUUAUAGAAAUCCAUGAUGGCUAUAGUUCAAAUUCACCAAAAAUCGGAAGAUUUAUCGAACAUUUCCCGCCAUCAACAAUUCUUUCAACGGAAAAUUUUCUUUAUAUGAGAUUGAGAACAUCACAAGAUAUACCAACGCAUAAAUUUGUUGCAAAAAUUGAACUCGCUAAAUGUGGUGGUUUGAUUUAUGUUGGUGAAAAUGAAAAUGUGACAGAAGUUUUGAAAUUGCCAAAAUUUAAAAAAAAUGAAUGGCCGAUUAGUUGUAAUUGGACAAUUCGAGGAUUGAAUUCUCAUUUGAUUUUGUACAAGUAGGUUUGAAAAUUUGAAAAAAAUACAAUUUUUUUUAGAAUUCUCUUUGGAAUUAAUCUAAAAUUUUCAGAAUUGAGCAUUACACAAUCAGCAAACAUUCAUCACUCUCAAUCACCGAUAAAAAUGAAACUCUUUCUUCAACAACAUCAGGAGACUUUAUGCGAAGUAGUUCACCGGAAAUUUCAAUAAUUUUCAACAUAACUUCACCUGAAUUUGAUUUCGAAACAGUGGAAAAAUUCAAAAUUCUUCUCAAAUUAUCUGAUAAUCGUGAGUCUUGAUUUGUUUUUUUUUCAAACAUUCUAUCUAUUUUUUAGAAUGCGGUGGGAAGAUUGAAAAUUCUUCGGGGCAGAUAACUCUUCCUGGGUUCCCAGGAAAAAUUCUGCCACAUCUGAAAUGCCAAUGGAAUUUGAAUGCUGGAAUUGGUUUCAAAUAUCAUUUGAGACUAGAAUUCACAGAUCAAACAAAUUUUUUGAUAUCCAGUGAACAAUUAUGUUUUAGAGACAUCAAGGUAAUUCUUCAUUUUUUCAAAACAUAAUUUAUGUAUCUCGAAACAAAAUUUUCAGAUUCAUAAUUUUGGAAACAUGAACAAUUAUAUUCAUUUCUGUGAGAAUUCUCUGGAAAUGGUUAGUGCUACUGAUAUUAGUGCAAUUAGUUAUGACGACUUUUUAACAAGACAAUUUUUGGGUGACAAGACGUUCAAAAAUAUAUCAUCAUUUUAUUCACCAUUCAUUAUUCAUUAUGAAAAAGUGAGUUUUAUGAAAGAUUUUUAAAGAGAAAAAAUAAUUAUUUUGAGGUUCCAAGUACUGAUGAUUGUUCUAAAUUAAUAAAUCAAAAUCAAACUUUUGUAUUUCAUAAUUCCAAUGAUUCUGUUCUAUUCCAAGGUUUGUUCAUUUGUUUUCAUUUUUCAUACAUACCUAAAUGUUUUUUCAGAUGUUUGUCACAUGGUUUUCAAAAGACCUGAAGAUUACUAUUCAACAAAUAUAAAAAUCGAUAUACCCGGUCACGAUUCAGAAAAUUUCAUGCGCAGUUGUAUCUUUGCAAGUCAACAAAUCAGACUGAAAUGUAGGUAAUCUUGAAAUCUUCGCUUGCUGCAAACACAUUUCAGCAUUCGACCCAAUUCACAUUGACGAAGAAAUUUGCGAUAGAUCAGUCAGAGCAAAUCAAACGGAUUUUACUACCAUAAAUGAGAUAAUUGACUUUGUUGCGACAAGGAAAAACUAUUAUUUCAACGAAGAGUUCACACAAUUCACUGUUUCAGUCGAAUUUCAAAAAUGUGGAGGGUAUAUUAGAAAUUCGAAAAAUGGAACCAUUUCUAGCCCAAAUUAUGGCCAAUAUUUGUCGAAUUCCAGAUGUCAGUGGUUAAUUGAAGCAGAACCAAAUCAACAAAUCAAGGUAAUUUUUUUUUAAAAUUUAUUUAUUUAAAAAAAAUUUUCAUGAAACCCCAAACCUGUUUUAGAUCCAAAUACUCGAAAUGGACAUCGAAACAAAUUGCACAAAUGACAGACUUGAAAUUGGAGAAGGUCACGAAGGACACAUCAAUCCAAUUCAUAUAUAUUGCGAUACUUUUGAUGAAUUACCAGACAUUUUCGAAACUAUCACAUCAAAGAGUAGAUUCGUCACUUUGAAUUGGAUAACAAAUGAGAAAAUUGAGAAAACUGGCUGGAAACUUGAAUAUAAGAUUGUGAAUGAUAAUGAUGGUAUGUUGAAUUUUUUGAAUCUGGAAUUUUUCAUGUAAAAUAUUUUAGAUUGCAAUUUUCAUGAAAAAGCCAUGUUUGGGGUUAUCAAAUCACCAAAUUUUGGAGGCAUUGAUUAUUUAGCUAAUCAAAAUUGUCGCUGGGAUAUUCAAGUUCCAACUGGUUAUCAUAUCAAUCUUCAUUUUAAAUAUUUCGAUAUUGAACCAUCAGAAAACUGCAUAAAAGACAAUUUGACAAUAACAGAAAUUACAAAAGAAAAAUCGGACAAUGAAGUUGACCAAAUACGUUGCGGAAAUGCGAAUUCAUCCAAUUUUAAUUAUGAGUUUGAAUCUCCAAGACUUUUAUUAAAUUUCAAUUCCGAUAAUCAAACAGAAGGCAGAGGUUUUGAAAUCGAAUGGGAAGCAAAAUGUGGAGCAGUUCAUACUUCCAAUCAAGGAAUUAUAACAUCCCCAAAUUAUCCAAAUGGUUAUCCCAAUGAAGAUCAAAUUUGUGAAUAUAUUAUUGAUGCUCCGAUCGAUUUUUUGGUCCAUAUUGAAAUUCACGAUUUUCUUAUUGAAAGUUGUCACUAUGAGGAUGAGGUGAAAGUGAUUGAGAUGAAAAGUAAAAAAAUCAUAAAAGAAAUGUGUGGAAGAAUGAGUGAUGUUGAACCUAUUCGUGAUAUUGAAGGGCCAGUCAAAAUAUUAUUCCGUGUCAAGAAAACUUAUCCGCCAAUUUCAUCAAAAACAUUACGGGGUUUCAAAAUGAACUACACUGUGAAACCUGCAUUGGAUGUGGAUAUUUAG